AUGGGAAGUAAAGAUGAAGACCAUCCAAAGAAGAAACUCUAUCAACUAAGUAUUCAAACCAAGCUCAAGCUCAAGAUAAUUUUGCUUAUCCUUCUUACCAACCUUGUCACUAUCUACAUUUUCAGUGGCCCUUUGCAGCCAAUCUCCAAGUACACUCAGAAUCUGGCUAUUCCUCUGUGGGACUCUACAGGUCUGCUGCAUCAGCUCAAUACUACUCAACAUGAGCUUGCUGGUAGUCAUUCUCAGAUACAGGAUUUACGACGAAAGCUAGCUACUACUACUUCACUCAUUGAGUCACUGCUUGUUGAGCUUGCUAGCCUUCGUGAGUCUGGAAAGAGCACGCAGGGUGGUGAUGCUGAGUUCUUGGACUUGUCGGAUGAGGUGAAGCUUGCUGUUGGUCCUCAUAAGCUCCCGCUUGGGUUUUCGCCUAGAAGUGGAUCUGAUAGUGUGCAUCCUCCUGUUGGAGGGGGGUGUUUGAAGUUUCCGAAAGAGUUGGCACAGUAUAUGGCUUAUGACAUUGGUGGAGAGUGUCCAGCUGAUGAUGUUUUUGCACAGAGACUUAUGCUUAAAGGGUGUGAGCCGCUGCCUAGGAGGCGGUGCCACCCUAAGUCGCCCUUGGGCUACGUGGAGCCAACACGAGUUCCAGAGAGCCUGUGGACGACUCCACAUGAUAAAAGCAUCAUUUGGGAUCCUUACACUUGUAAAAACUACAAGUGUCUUGUAGACAGACAGAAAUCUCCUGGUUUUUAUGAUUGUAAAGAUUGUUUUAAUUUGAAAGGAAGAGAAAGAUCAAGGUGGCUUGUUGACAAUGGAGGCCUUGAUUAUGGGAUGAAUGAAGUUCUUCGUACAAAACCUGCGGGAAGCAUUCGAAUUGGCCUGGAUAUUGGAGGUGGUACAGGGACUUUUGCAGCUCGGAUGAAAGAGAGAAACAUUACCAUUAUCACAAGCACAAUGAAUAUUGAUGGUCCGUUCAACAGCUUCAUUGCAUCCAGGGGAUUGAUUCCGAUGCAUGUCAGUGUAUUCCAGAGGCUUCCUUUCUUUGAAAACACAUUGGAUAUUGUGCAUUCAAUGCAUAUUCUGAGCAACUGGAUCCCAGAUACAAUGCUUGAGUUCACAUUGUAUGAUAUUUACAGGGUGAUGAGGCCAGGGGGGCUGUUCUGGCUCGAUCAUUUCUUCUGCAUUGGAUCACAGUUGAAUGGAACAUAUGUGCCUAUGUUGGAUCGCGUUGGAUUCAAGAAACUGAGGUGGAAUGCAGGACAGAAGCUUGAUCGUGGAGCAGAAAUGAAUGAGUGGUAUUUCUCUGCCUUGUUAGAGAAACCAAUGACUUGA
Daucus carota subsp. sativus is the source of this 1329-nucleotide messenger RNA. RefSeq names its product probable methyltransferase At1g29790. NCBI's taxonomy places the organism in Eukaryota, Viridiplantae, Streptophyta, Magnoliopsida, Apiales, Apiaceae. The transcript has a single exon. Gene Ontology annotation, molecular function: S-adenosylmethionine-dependent methyltransferase activity. The record is from RefSeq and is a predicted model, not a curated record. Bases 1 to 1329 code for a protein of 442 amino acids.